Lachancea nothofagi CBS 11611 is the source of this 1308-nucleotide messenger RNA. Lineage: Eukaryota; Fungi; Ascomycota; Saccharomycetes; Saccharomycetales; Saccharomycetaceae. The record is from the annotation of a GenBank genome assembly.
AUGUCAAUGGUUCAGCCUCAAAACACGGCAAUGACUGCAGAAACUGUACCCAAGUAUCCAGGAGCCGUUUCCGUCCCUAACAAUGUCAAAAUAUCCAGUUCUUCGGUGAGCACUGCUCCUGCGGCUUCAACGGCGACACAUGCGGGCACUCAGACGGUACGUUUGAACAUGGAAAAAAUGGUGGAAUCGUUUAGCGAAGUGCUCGGCAAGGAAAACUGGAAUAAGUACGCCCAUAUUAUUAGCCUGUUCAUUCUUGGCAAGCUUUCGAGAAAAGAGCUUGUCAAUGAACUCGACUUAUUGUUCAACUUUCCACAAGAUCUGUCAGGUCUAUCACAUAUGCAAAGAUCUGCACUUAGUCAUGGAAACCUGAUACGAAUGCACAACCAGCUUUUGUUGGCCAUUUUGGCAAAUUCGCUCAGGGGAUCGCCUUUGGGAGAAUCCACAGAAGGCUCUUGGGGGUUCAACAACGGCACUACCAGCGCGAAUAAAAAGAGAUCAAACAAACACAACUCACAAAUUGACACAUAUAAAAAGAUCGUGAUGUCCCUCCCCGCUGAGGACAGAGGUAGACUGAAAACAAUCACAAAAGAAGCAGGCAAACGGGGCUUCGUACUAUGUUCAGUGCUCCAGGCCCGCUUACACACCAUUCCUAAGAUUCCAAUUGUCACAAAUCCCGAAACAUUGAAGAGGGUCAAAGCAAGUAACUUAAAAACGCCUCUUGAAUGGUCUCAAGAAAUAGUAAAUGGGUUUUCUGCUCCAUUGGCAACUGAAAGCUAUGCCCUACCCGACAACGACUCUCUUUAUCUACGAAUGAUAAGCAUAGCCCGCGAGCAUGGGUUGGUAGGUGCCGUAGAUGGAAGAUGCGUGGAGAUUAUGACUCUAGCACUGGAAAACUAUCUUAAAAAUCUGGUUGAGUCAGCAAUAGAUACCGUAAGAUACAGAAAGAAAUAUCACUCAGAUUAUUACGAUCUGAAUGAUGAUGGAUUCUAUCAAGGAGUAACGGGGGAUGAUGAAAGUCAAAUGGGCGAGGAUGGCGAGCCAAGCCACGACAUCAGAUCAAUAUCAAAUGAGGAAAUGUCUGAGACAUUGAGCAUUUACCCGAAUUUGGUUGCCCCAACCGGUGCUUAUUUAAACUUGAACAUGUGUGGUUUGAUGAAUGAUGAUGAACUUGUCAAUACAAAAAGUAGUAUUGAUGAUCUUCCUGACUUUUUGGAUGAAAAGCCAAAUUUCACACCUGUUGAUGAUAAGAAUGUGGGAAGUCGGGAUGAGCUCAAAUGGCUCAUAAAGCAGAUCCUGACAAAAGACUGA